This is a messenger RNA of Pelobates cultripes (western spadefoot toad), 1017 nucleotides long. The record is from the annotation of a GenBank genome assembly. NCBI's taxonomy places the organism in Eukaryota, Metazoa, Chordata, Amphibia, Anura, Pelobatidae.
AUGGGAGGAAUAAAAAAGAAAAAAGCAAAUAACCCUUCCGUGGCCACGAUCUUUCGAUCGCAAAGUACACCUCGGCGGCCAUCUUGCCGAACGGGAAAGGCGAGCCCCAGCCUGGAACCGGACACUCCGGAGCACUUGCACGCAGCUGACCAGCCUAUAACCAAAAGGGAUCUCCAGGUACUCCUCUUGGACGCCACGGCUGACAUCAAAGCACACACGGCGGCAGAACUAGACCGCCAUAUACAGGGUCUGAAGGGAGACAUAGAGGCCCUGGCACGACAUACCAACCAGGCCGAAACACAGCUUACAGCCUUGGCAGAAUCCUCUCGGACCCACUCCCAAGAUCUAACCUACCUCCACGGAAAGAUUACAUCCUUAGAGGAGGAAUUGGAGGAUUUAAAUAACCGAUCGAGACGAAAUAAUAUCCGGGUCCGGGGCCUUCCUGAGUCGGUUCCCGGUGACUGCCUACAAGCAACAUUACUGGGGUUGUUCCGGUCCUUGCUCCCGGAGGCUGUGGACAGGGACCUGGAGAUGGACAGGGCCCACAGAGCACUCCGGGCUCCGGCCUUCAGCCCUGACACCCCUAGAGAUGUCAUCGUUCGUUUGCACAGAUUCCCUAUCAAGGAGCAGCUCCUCAGAAAAGCGCGGCAAAAUCCGCCAUCUUACCUGAACUGCAGGCUGGCCUUCUUUCAGGAUCUGGCACCCCUGACACUCAAGAAACGCCGAGACCUCAAACAGCUCACACUGACCCUCACUCAUCACGGCAUCAAGUAUAUGUGGGGGCACCCGUUCAAGUUGGUGGUCCGCAAAGACGAGCAGACCCACGUCCUCCAUCACGCGACGGAGAUGGUCCCCUUUGCUGCCUCCUUGGGCCUGGAACUCCUGCCGCCACCCUCACAACUUCCACGGAGGCCUGGGGGGGGACCCGGAGGGGCAGCCAGGGCAGAUGAUCGCACCCCUCGCCAUACACCACGGAGGAGAGUGAUGACGGCGGGAGGCAGCCCCCGCAGACCAUAG